Molecule: messenger RNA, 1383 nt
Organism: Lachancea mirantina
Lineage: Eukaryota; Fungi; Ascomycota; Saccharomycetes; Saccharomycetales; Saccharomycetaceae
Source: the annotation of a GenBank genome assembly
AUGGAGAUUACGCACCGAAAGAAGGUAAAUGGCGCCGGGAAGACCAGGCACAGGACUAAGGGCGGCAAGGUUACCGAGCCGGAGAAGCCUGACGGGGUGGCAGAUGGGGACAAAUUCAGAGCUCGCAGCCCUUCAGAAUUGCUACAUCACGAACUUGAGCAUGUACAUUAUUACGGCAAAGAUCGGGAAGAAGGUGAGACUUUGGGUGAACUUUUGCACGACCACGAUGUGCUACACGCUCCCAGCUUGACGUUUUGCUCACUGAAAACUCCUUGGAAAAGGAGGCUUCAAACACUCGCUGCUGCGUGGCACGUGGGGUCGUUUCUGUAUAUUUUUGCCUUCACGCUGCUUGCGCUCGUGAAUCCUCUGUCGUGGAUUUUCAUGGUGCCAUAUCUGGUUUACUACAUUUUCGAUCGCUCGCCUGCCAAUGGGAAUGUCACGAAACGGUAUUCGCUUUGGUUUCGUCGACUCGCGUUCUGGAGAUACUACUGCGAGUACUUCCCGAUCAAAAUUCACAAAACUACGGAUCUAGAACCUACCUUUGUGACAGAAGGCCCCGAUGCUAGCGACAAAAACGCAAGAUAUGCCAUUGUCUGGGUUGUUCGACUGUGGCCGGCCCACAGACAAGUGACCUUCAGGUUUUGGAAAAGGAAAGUGGUCCCAAAGACGAAAGUGGCUGGCCCUAAAUACAUUUUUGGGUACCAUCCGCAUGGUGUGGCCGCUCUAGGAGCUUUCGGCGCAUUUGGGACUGAAGGUUGCGGCUGGACCGAACUUUUUCCCGGCAUUCCGACGUGUCUGAUGACGCUAAUAAAUCAAUUUCAAAUCCCAUUUUACAGGGACUACUUACUGUCAUUGGGGGUAACAUCGGUAUCCAAGAAAAAUGCUCUCAAAGUGCUACAACGCGAUUAUUCCAUCUGUAUCGUUGUUGGUGGAGCUCAGGAAGCACUGCUCAGCAGAAUAGGAAAUGCAGACCUUGUCUUGAAGAGAAGAAAAGGGUUCAUCAAACUUGCGAUGGAAACUGGGAACGUCAGUCUUGUCCCAUGCUAUGCAUUUGGUGAAACUGACUGUUACAACAUCCUACAAACUGACGACAAAUCCUACCUCCGGAGGUUCCAAUUAUGGAUUAAACGCAACUACGGAUUUACGAUACCUUUUUUCUUUGCAAGAGGUCUUUUCAACUACGAUUUUGGUCUCAUACCUUUCAGAUGUCCCAUCAACGUGGUAGUCGGGAACCCGAUUCACGUUAAGAAUGCUUGUAAAAAUCCAAGCAUGAAGGAAAUCGAUAAUUAUCAAAAGCUAUACGUUGCAGAACUGCAAAGAAUCUUUGACACAUAUAAAGAACAAUUUGGUUAUAAAGACUUGUCACUGAAUUUAAAAGAAUAA